Prunus persica (peach) is the source of this 2592-nucleotide messenger RNA. RefSeq names its product DEAD-box ATP-dependent RNA helicase 28. The coding region runs from base 104 to 2341 and encodes 745 amino acids. The transcript has 19 exons. Lineage: Eukaryota; Viridiplantae; Streptophyta; Magnoliopsida; Rosales; Rosaceae. The record is from RefSeq and is a predicted model, not a curated record. Gene Ontology annotation, molecular function: RNA helicase activity; ATP binding; nucleic acid binding.
CGUCGUUUGGAUUGUAUUGCCCGCCUUCUCUAAAACCCUAAGCCAAUAUCCAUAAACCCUAAACCUCAACUCAUCCCUGACCCCGCAUUAGUUCUCCAUUGCAAUGGCUCCGAGUUUCGUAUUCGAGCCCCCAAGCGACGAAGAAUAUUCCGAUGCCGAAGAAGAAGAACAGCAAGAAGAACAACAGGAGGAAGAAGAAGAUGAACAACAAGAAGGUGUAAAACCCUCGCGACCUCGCCAUUCUCAAUCCCCAUGGGACUUUGCUGCGUACUCCGAAACAGUCGCCGAAGAACAUGCUCGUCGAAGCACCACCUCCGUCGAUUUCAAGAUCUCCAAAGCCCUGCAACAACGAUCCGUCCCAAUCUCAGACCCCAUUUCCGACGAUGGUACUAGCUCCGGAUCCGAGUCCGACAAACAGGAAGAUUAUAAGCCAGAAGAUGAUGAAGGCGAUGAUGCCACUAAUGUCAGUGACAGUAAGUCAUUUUUCUCUCCCUCAGACGGAGCGUCGUUUAAUGCAAAUUCGUUUAUGGAGCUCAAUUUGUCACGUCCUUUGCUUCGGGCGUGUGAGAAGUUGGGCUAUACCAAGCCGACUCCAAUUCAGGCAGCGUGCAUACCAUUAGCUCUGACCGGGCGUGAUAUAUGUGGGAGUGCAAUUACUGGUUCUGGGAAGACCGCUGCCUUUGCCUUACCUACUCUGGAGAGACUAUUGUUUCGCCCGAAGCGGGUACCAGCUAUAAGAGUCCUUGUUCUGACCCCAGCCAGAGAACUGGCAGUUCAGGUUCAUAGUAUGAUUGAGAAACUUGCCCAGUUUACCGAUAUCAGAUGUUGCCUGGUUGUUGGAGGGUUAUCAUUAAAGGCACAAGAGGCGGCCUUGAGAUCAAUGCCAGAUAUCGUUGUGGCUACUCCUGGACGCAUUAUAGAUCAUUUACGUAAUUCUAUGUCUGUGGAUUUGGAAGAUCUCGCUGUUCUAAUUCUUGAUGAGGCAGAUCGCCUUUUGGAGGUUGGAUUUAGUGCUGAGAUUCGUGAGCUGAUUCGUGUAUGCCCCAAAAGGAGACAAACCAUGCUAUUUUCAGCUACGAUGACUGAAGAAGUUGAUGAACUUGUCAAACUUUCUCUGACCAAACCAGUACGCCUCUCAGCUGACCCUUCUGCGAAACGUCCAGUGACACUAACUGAGGAGGUGGUUAGAAUACGACGAAUGCGUGAAGUAAAUCAGGAGGCAGUUCUACUUGCAUUGUGUUCAAAGACAUUCACUUCCAGAGUGAUCAUAUUCAGUGGUACAAAACAGGCAGCACACAGGUUGAAGAUAUUAUUUGGGUUAGCUGGCUUUAAAGCUGCUGAGCUUCAUGGCAACCUUACUCAAGUCCAGCGCCUAGAUGCAUUGGAACUUUUCAGGAAGCAGGGAGCUGAUUAUUUGAUUGCAACUGAUGUGGCUGCUCGUGGACUUGACAUAAUUGGUGUUCAAACAGUUAUAAACUAUGCAUGUCCUCGUGACCUUACAAGCUAUGUUCAUCGCGUGGGUCGUACAGCAAGAGCUGGCAGAGAAGGAUAUGCUGUUACUUUCGUGACAGACAAUGACCGAUCACUUUUAAAAGCCAUUGCAAAAAGAGCUGGUUCAAAGUUGAGGAGUCGAAUUGUGGCAGAACAAUCAAUUACUAAGUGGUCUCAGAUAAUUGAGCAGAUGGAAGAUCAAGUGGCCGCAAUUUUUCAAGAAGAGAGGGAAGAGCAAGCACUAAGAAAAGCUGAAAUGGAAGCAAACAAGGCAGAGAAUAUGAUUGCACACAAAGAUGAAAUUUAUUCGCGCCCCAAAAGAACCUGGUUUGUAACAGAAAAGGAAAAAAGGAUUGUAAUGAAGGCAGCUAAGGCAUCCAAUGAAAGUGAAAAGCACUCUGGAAUUGAGGUAAUCAGUGCCCAACAAGCUGAAGACUUGAAACUGAAAGAAAAGAGGAAGCGGGAGCGUGAGAAAAAUUUGCCCCGAAAGAAGCGAAGGAAAUUGGAAGCAGCCAGGGAAAUGUUAGAUGAGGAAAAUCAAAAUGAAAAGUCGGAUGGUAGUGGAAAAAGUAAGAAGGAGAAGACUGGAAUGCCACUUGUUGAUGUGGCUUACCGACGGGCAAAAGCUGUGAAGGCUGCAAAGAAGGCAACAGAUGCUGGCAAGAUUGGGAGGAAGCCUAGCAAGAAGUCUAGUAGUACUCCGCAAAGAACUGAGUCAAGGACAGAUGAGAUGCAGGACCUGUUCCAGAGCGACAUGAGUCAAAGGAAGCAGAACAGAAAAAGCAAUGGAGCCGGAAAGAAAAAGUCCAAAAAUUCUUUUAAGAGCAAGUCAAGGUACAAGCGGAGGUAGCUCCAUCAAGCUUGCAAUGAAUCCCCUAUACCAUGCAAAGUGUGAUUGGUUUCUUCAAAGGGGUACUGAGGAGCAUCUGAGCACGUAACCGGUACCGUACUACCAUGGUAGCAAGAGCUGGCUAGCUUGUGCUAAAAGAAUUUUUAAUGUAAUUUAAUCGUGCUUGGUUGCCUGUCUCAUGUAUAUCUGCAUUAAUACAGUUAAUUUGUUUAAUUUUUUAAGCAUUAUUCGUAUAUCUACAUUAAUAUUCA